Acanthaster planci (crown-of-thorns starfish) is the source of this 9785-nucleotide messenger RNA. It is a transcript of the gene fbxo11, whose product is annotated as F-box protein 11. Lineage: Eukaryota; Metazoa; Echinodermata; Asteroidea; Valvatida; Acanthasteridae. The record is from RefSeq and is a predicted model, not a curated record. Gene Ontology annotation, molecular function: zinc ion binding; protein binding. Gene Ontology annotation, biological process: regulation of apoptotic process; ubiquitin-dependent protein catabolic process.
UUGCGGCUUCACUUACAUCUCAUCGACCGCAGAGACUGUGUGUUUUCCCAAUGUUUCGAUAAAUUCCAACCACAUUUUUUACCUUGAAGGCACCCGAAAUCGAUAUAAAAAGCAUGUCAUCACCGAGUAGGAAUUCCAGUGGACCUACUCUGCGAAGAUCAAGACGAUUGAGUAAGGGAAAAGCCAACAGUUCUUUGUCGGCGAGUGGCACAGCUCAACAACCUACAACAUCAAGAACAAAAACAACUGGUACCCCGCAGGAUAGGAGCAGUCGACCCUACAGCCUCAGACGGAAAGCUUCACCAAUUCCCACGGCAUGUGAAACUAUCAAUGGUAUCCUGGCCGGCUCAUCCUCAGGUACCACUUCCAUCAGUGUGUCCGCGUCCAAGGCCAAGAGAUCGCGGCUCACCCACCACCAGGCUGCCCAGAGUGUAAACUUGUCCAAUCCCGAAGACAACUUCCUCCAGUAUCAUGUCCCAUCUGAAAUCCUGCUCAAGAUCUUCUCCUACCUGCUGGAGAAGGACUUGUGCAACGUGCUGUGCGUCUGCAAGCGGUUCAACACGUUAGCAGGGGACCCCACAGUAUGGAAAAAGAUGUACCAGUCAGUAUAUGAGAUGUCGCUGCCUUUGCUGCGCCCAGCACCAACAAGGUUUAAGUUCGUCCAGCCAGACAAGGUGGACUCCCCCAACAUCUGGAAGGAGAGCUUCAAAACACUAUACAAUGCGGUUCACGUAAAGCCGGGCCAUGCACGCCGCGUCUACGAAAACAGAGAGAUGUACAGGGGGAGAAAUAUCCAGUAUUACGACACGAUAGAGGAGGCUUUGUCAUCGGUGGAAGGGAACGAUUACCCACUAAUCCUACUACAUGCUGGGGUGUACAGCGGAGAGUGGCUGUACAUUGACACGCCGGUGUGCAUACUUGGUGCUGCGCCUGGUCAUAUUCCAGACAGUGUCAUCGUAGAAAACUUCAAGGAGUCAACAUUCGUCUUCUUCGAAGGCUGUGAGGAUGCCUACUUAGGACAUAUCAGCAUUAGGUUUAACCCUGACCACCAGUCCAACACCCCCCACCACAAGCACUCCUGCGUGGAAGUGGGCUCUUGCUGCUCGCCCAUCAUCGACAGCUGCAACAUCCGCAGUCGCUCACAAGGUAGAGCAAGGGUUGGUGCAGCUGUAAGCGUCAGUGGCAAGAAUGCAGCACCCACCGUCAAGAAUUGCGUCAUCAGCGACUGUGAGAACGUUGGACUGUUCAUCAAUGACCACGCCCAGGGUCACUACAUGGACUGUGAAAUCAGCGGCAAUGCCCUGGCGGGCAUCUGGGUCAAGAACCACGCCAAUCCCCUCAUCAGACGGUGUCAUAUCCACCACGGUAGGGACGUGGGCGUCUUCACUUUCGACAACGGCAUGGGUCACUUUGACAGGUGCGACAUCCACCACAACCGGAUAGCCGGCUUUGAGGUCAAGGCGGGGGCCAACCCCACGGUGGUCCACUGCGAGAUCCACCAUGGCCAGACGGGGGGCAUCUACGUCCACGAGAACGGCAGGGGGGAAUUCCUGGAGAACAAGAUCCACUCCAACACAUUUGCCGGUGUGUGGGUCACAUCAAACAGCGACCCCACCAUCAGGGGCAACGAGAUUUUCAACGGGCAUCAGGGUGGGGUGUACAUAUUUGGGGAGGGGCGGGGCUUGAUAGAGAAUAACGACAUCCACAGUAAUGCGCUGGCUGGCAUCCAAAUCCGAACCAACAGUAAUCCAAUCAUCAGGGGGAACCGUAUUCACGACGGACAGCACGGUGGUAUUUAUGUGCACGAAAAGGGCAAAGGAUUGAUAAUUGAGAAUGAGGUAUACAGCAACACACUGGCCGGGGUGUGGGUGACGACAGGUAGCUGCCCGGAGCUCAGACGGAACAGAAUACACAGCGGCAAACAGGUUGGAGUGUACUUCUACGACAAUGGCCACGGCACCUUGGAGGACAAUGACAUCUUCAACCAUAUGUACUCGGGGGUGCAGAUCCGGACAGGCAGUAACCCCAUCAUCCGGCGCAACAAGAUCUGGGGCGGUCAGAACGGCGGCAUCCUGGUGUAUAAUGGAGGUCUUGGCGUACUGGAGUAUAAUGAGAUUUUUGACAACGCCAUGGCAGGGGUGUGGAUUAAGACAGAUAGCAAUCCUCACUUGCAGUACAACAAGAUACAUGAUGGAAGGGAUGGGGGAAUCUGCAUCUUCAACGGAGGAAGGGGCUUGCUGGAGGAGAAUGAGAUCUUCCGCAACACCCAGGCGGGGGUCCUGAUCAGCUCCCAGAGCCACCCCAAGCUCAAGCGCAACAAGAUCUAUGACGGGCUGGCGGCGGGCAUCGAGAUCACCAACAACGCCACGGCCUACCUGGAGGGCAACCACGUCUUCAACAAUAAGUUUGCCGGCAUCUGCCUGGCCACGGGCGUCAACCCAGAAAUGAAAGAUAACAAGGUCCACGGUAACAAGAACGCCAUAGAGAAGGCAGUCAAGUGCGGCCGUUGCCUCUACAAGAUCUCCAGUUACACCAGCUACCCUAUGCACGACUUUUACAGGUGCAAAACGUGCAACACGACGGACCGUAAUGCCAUCUGUGUCAACUGCAUCAGACGAUGCCAUUCAGGCCAUGAUGUGGAGUUUGUCACGCACGACAGGUUUUUCUGUGAUUGCGGUGCUGGUACCCUGUCCCUCCAGUGCCAACUGGCUGGAGAACCCACCAAGGACACGGACACACUCUACGACUCAGCAGCACCCAUUGAGUCCCACACCCUCAUGGUCAACUAGCGACAGUUCCACCGCCACCCACCCAACCUCCUCCCAAAUUUGCCUUCUCCAUUCCCCCCCCCUUUACUCUUUUCCAACGCACUUCGUCAUUUUUUGACAUUGGGCACUCGCUUUCACAAAGGCCAACUGAAGAGAUAGUUGCAGGAAGAGACCCAUUCGCUUGCUGUGCCUGUCCACUUUUUUUUUCCCCCAAGUGUCACAGAAUCUUUUCUGUGGAACCUGACGCCUUGUCACCCCUUUUGCACAUUUUGUAUUGAUACACAAACUAUCUUGUGCGGCUGACGUCUUUGAACCAAUAAAACCUGGCAUUUUAUGCUGAUAGUCAACGGACGUAACCUGGGAGCGUUGUAGGAACUUAUCACUUUCCGGGCUGAAGUCAGGAAGCCAUGUACCUGUAAAGUCCAUUGGCUGCUCAAAGUUGCUUCAAGGGAAAAUGUCUUGCUAAACACAAUAGAGUGUAAGAUCCAAAUUUUUAUCAUGUGGUUGCACGAGAUCUGCACAGGAGCCGUUCCUUGACACCAGUGCUGCAUGCUAACCAUUUCUGAUAAGUUGUGCCCUGCUUGUGCCAGAUUCUUCCAUGUGUAGAGAGUUCUCACAAGCCCUCUUGAAGUUGGGUACGAUGGAUGCAUGGCCACUUUCACCUUUAAGCAACCUGUUUCCAUGUGCGAGUUGUGGUCAAAACUCAUUCAUGAGUUUGGACUCAAUGAUGUGCUCAUUUGUGAGUUUGCACUCACUUUCCAGUCUGCACUCGCUCAGUUUUUUUUUUGCUACCACGGCAAAGAGAUCUUGGCCUGUCACAAAAAUGCAAUCAACAUUUAUUGAUAUCAGUGUAGCGAUUUCAUUAGGUGUUUGCAUAGUGCAACGACAGCCAAACAUAAAAUCCCCCCCCCACAGAGAGACUGGGCACAUUGUCACAGCGAAUGGACUCACCUAGACAUUGUGGUUUGGUGUUUAGCAAAAAGCGGGCUUUGUAUCGGUUUACAUGUAGGUGCAAUGCAUGGUUGCGUGAUAGUCAUUUCAGAAUCACUGAAUGUAAGGCUGUGUCCAAAUUCCUUGGCUACGGCUAGAACUAACACACGGGUCUAUGGUAGUGGCCGUAGCUGGUUUCCAUUGAGUCGUGUGUGAUUCCAAGCCGCAGCCAAGUGAUUUGGACGCAGCGUAAGACCCCCAGAAAGUGGUCUUAUGACGAGGAAAAGGCAAAUGAUGAGGGUGCCAUACUCAUUGGAGACAUUGAAACCAGUGCAUUUUGGCACAUAAUGGCAUGCACCGUCAUUCACUGCAUCGGCUAGUCAAUACAGAUACGUAUUAUGAGGCCGUAUCAAGAUACCGGAUGGGACCUUAUUAAAUGUACGACCAGAAAGAGACAAAAAUUUCAUCAACAAUUUCCUUGCUGUUUCAAAUGUUAAAAAGGAGAGGAAAUUUGUAGUAUUGUGGAGACAGAGUUGGGCUUAUUUUAUGCGAACUUUGGCCGAAAUGUAACUUUCCAGCCAAAGGCCUGUAAUUUCGUUUGUUCAUAUUUAUGAAAUCUAAUAUAUCCACAAAAAGGAGAUAAACAGCAUCGUUUAUUUCCCGUGACUUUAUUGGACAUCUAUGUUCGAAAUGUCAAAAAGGAAAACCAAACAAGCUAGACUGAUGUUGAAACAAGCUAGACUGAUAUUUUGAUCAACCGAUUGAUCUGACAGGAUAUUAUUUGUUUCAAAAUAUUUUUUGAUAAAAGUGGGCAAAACAGAAUAGAUUGUUAAGAAAAGCAAUUUUUUUUUUCUUUACUAAAUGUGCUUCCUAGAAAACUGAAAGUGUUAAAAGCCUGGUCGUAGAAUUGUUAUUGUCCAUCUCAAGACAAAAUCAACUCAUUUUUUUUUUACACCUGUAUGUAAAUGUUUUGUUUUGAUAUCUGUUUAUCCUUCAGAAUUUUUCAGUGUUUUCAAGUGCCAUGCCUGCUUUUUCCUACCCUUAUUGUUUAUUUCGAAAGAGGUCACCGUUGUGGUCCACAAAACACAGUUGUGUGUGGAUGUAAUGUAGGCACUCCUCCUCUCUGCCAUUGUAUGUCGUCGAACACUUUGUGUACAACCAGUCUGUUACUCUUUGGACCACAGUGAAGUUUUUUUUUAAGGACAAACUGGUUGGAAAUAAAUGAUUAACACAACGGGAUGCAUUUCGAGCGAGAAAACAAACUCUGUUCCACCACUGUGCGUUAAAUGUAGCUACACAAACCUAGAUCAGAAAGAAACUGAGCCACUUUGGUCACGAGUCUGACCAGAAAUGGCCUCUACUUGACAUGACUUUUUACUUUAAUUGGUUCAUUGUUCAUCCCACUGCUUUGAAUGGAUAUAAUUCCUACACCUGACCAGGGCAAACAUUGUGUUAAGGGACACAUUUAAAGUGUUGAUCAAGGAGUUAGAAACUGCAGAGUUUUGAAGCCAUACGUGCUGGUGCUUAUCAAAUUACUAACACUUACUGUAGACAGGUUUUUAUUCAUUUGUCGUGGGGGCCCGGUAGACUUUCGUUAGUGAUGUCAGUUGAAGCGGCAGUAAUUUACAUUUUACUCUCUGCAUUUUAGUACUUAAAAAUGUGCAUUAUUCCACGCAAGAACUUCAGACUUCUCUCUUCUGAUGGCAUCUGAACAUUUACAUAUUUAAGGCAUUCUUUAUGGCACAACUAAAGUCCCACAACACUCCAUAUGUAACUGUUCAGUGAAGGGUCCUGUUUUACAUGAAGUGCAAAACUUGUAUUUACAAAUGAAUAUUUGGUGACUGGAGUAGUGAGACUGAAUUCACACUGCAACCAGUGGACGCUUUUGUUUUGUAAUACAUUUCUAUCCCCCCCCCCAAAGAGAUUAUUUGAUAUUUAGCUGCCCAGAAAUGAACUGACCAAACUUCUGCACCGUCCCAGAUGACACAGUGUAAAGCUUUAAAAUACUUGGGCUCAGUUUCACGGAGCUGUUUAACAGAAAUAGAGUUCUGGUCAAAAUUCUCACGCAAGGCAACAACUGGCAGGGAACCAGCCAGAAACAAUACCUGGCAACCUGUGACUGUGUAAGCAAAUGUCAUGCGUAGAGCUCCUGUGGAAUAGGCCUCUACACUGGUGCUGUCUCACUUUGAUUACAUGUGCGCCUACUUAUGGAGCUGGUGGAGGCCCGUCGACCACUGAGCACCACAGGAAGAACACACAGAAACAGUGUGGGAUCAUCAUUACAGAUGUCUGUAGAGGUUUUUGCAUGGUAACCAUCUUGCAUGGCAGUUCUUUUGUUCCACAGGGAAACCCCGUUUGUGCGUACUCUAUGAAACAAAAGCUUCGGCCUGCAAGAUGGCAGUCAUGCAAACCCACUAUUGCCCUGAGCCAGUUCAUAGAGCAAAGUGAAUACAAACACACUUUGGUGACAACAGAUCAGAUGUUCACACUGCAAUUUGCAAAAUUGUCAUUUGCCUGGGGUAUGAAUUGGCCUUUUAAAGUGUGGUGUUGCGGGUGGAAGUCCCACAUGUAUGGGCUUGUAAAUCAUUUCCCUAUUUUGGUCCGAAAUUCUUAUGCUCAAGAAGUAUGCUGUUGAAAAACAGAAUCCAGUGUAAUUUUAAAGAAGCCUAAAACUUAGGCCUUAUUCCAAAUAAAUGUUUUGCUUCAAAGUGAAAGUGAAAUAGGCAGAUGAAGUUGGAACUUUUUUUUCCAAAUGCAGAGAAGCAUCACACAUCAGCAGUUGUACUCAGUCUGUACAGUUCAUUGUAAUUAACCUGGAACAUUUCAGCCUUGAAUGGAAUUAUUGUUGACAGAUUUGUAAAUUGGCCUCUCUGAGAAAAGAAGCCAUUCGUUUGAUGGUCCGUUUAGUUUUUUGAGGAUGAUUUUAGUGUGGUGUAUCUUUACUUGUGUAGUAAGGUUUGUGUUUCUUCUGUCCAAACAUCAGGGCUCUUCCUCACAUAACCGAUUCUUGUAGUUGUUUACAGUAGCACUGUUAAUGUAUGGAUUCAAAAAAGAGACAACUCACAAGCACAUCAGCACUAUUCAUGGCAUUCAAGCAUUGAGUGGGGUCGUUUGCUCAACGCCAUCUCUGUCCUUUGUUUUGUUUUAACCCAGAAUAUCAACUUCUGAAUGGCACAGUAAAUGUAAUAUCUGGUGCUGAUAUGACAAUGGACAAAAUACUUAUUUUGUCCGUUGCCAUUAGGAUGCAACGGAAAGACAAAAGUGUCAGAACUAUUUGCUGAAUGGGAAAUACAGUUCCAGUCCAGAAUCUUUUAGGAAAACUUACAAAGAGCUACCAGCAAUAACAUGGCAAGUGUUGGGUUUAAUAUUAACUGGUGUUACCUCAUACGUAUUUUAGUUGGUGUUUUUUUUUUGUUUCUUUUAUUCUGUUCUCCUUUUGCAAAUGGAUAGGGGUGGAGAAAUGAACAAGCAGCGACUUGGUCGAGUCCAUCACGUCAUUUCCAAAGGCCACUCACAAGUAAAAGGAUGAAGGACAACAGGGAAGCCUGUGUCUUUAGUUCAUUUGAAUAGCUUGUGACUCAGACUUCAGACUGGGUGACUUGUGAUGGACUCGACUACAACAUUGAUAGUCUACUCAUCUGUUGAGUUGUGAGACCAUACAGAGAGAGUAGACUCCCUCAUGACCUGCCUUGCACAUGACCCGACUUGAAUGGAACGUUUGUUACUUUGCAAAGUGCCAAAGUAGAGCUAAUAUGUAAUACCAGGGACUGUCACAGGCCUAUCUGCAAACUCUUCUCGGCAGAACAGUUUGUAAAUCUGGACACUUUUUCCGUGUUCACUCUACCUACUUUCAGAAAUUUGAAAUAAUGUUGUUUUCACCCGGCACGUUGUAUUAAAUGUUGCAUUUCCGUGUACAUAGGAGUACCUGAGAGCGUGAACUUAAAGUUGAGUUUCAAAGCAAAUGGGUUGUACAGACUCGUUGCAUUUGUUGAAUCAAGUUAAAAAAUUCAUUGUUUCAAGAUCUGGUGGUGGUUCAAACCUGUGAACGGGAAGUAAACUUGGGGAAUCGGAAAUGACUACAUAGAUUUUGUUUACUGUUUUUGUUCGUCGCCACUGUAUUCAUGCAAGAUAUUCCUUGCUUACAAAUCAGAAACAGAUAAACUAAAGUUAAGUGAGAUGGAUUCAACCUUUCCUUUGGUGUAUCUCAUGUAGGUUGUUGAGACAUACGGCAAGGCAGUAGCAAGGCUAUGGCGCUGCAGACGGUAAAAAUAGAUGGAUUUUGUUUUAAUAUGUAGAGCCGUCGUCAUUGCUGUUCCCAGCAUAUCAAGGCUGUUCUCAGAUCUUUUGAGUAUAGUCUAUAAGAAAAGAAAAAUACCUGUACCUUGUUUAAUCACCCUGGGGUUUCCCCUGUGGUGGACCGCUAUAUUUUGAUGUUGAUUUAUUUGACUUGCCAAGCUACAACUGAUGGUGGCUACUGGAAAUAGUACAUGGGUCCGAACGGUGUUCAUUUUGAGUCACACCAUAUUGAAAAUAGUAUAUAUCUCGGCAUCUGCGCACCACUUUCGAUUUAAAACAAAGAAAGCUUCCAGUUUGUUUCAUUUUGCACAAAAGCAAUUGAGCAAUAUGGUGUAAUGUUUUAUUUGUGUUUUUGGUUUGUUUUUUAAUUGACUGUUGGUUGUCUUUGUCUGUGAUCAACAUCUUUUAAAACUUUGUGAAGAACACCUUUUGAAGCCUAAUCGGUAGACCGAGUGGAGAUAGUGAAUUUUCAUCCUGAAUACUUCCUACUAACAUACACAUGAAUUUGUACAAAUUAAUGUCACAAUUUGUUUAUAUACCGCUGCCUUUUAUUGAAGGUUUUUUUUCCUUACAAGCAGUACCUUAUUUGGGAAUCAUGAACCAGAGGGCCAGGGGAUGCAAAUUUACUCCUGUGUCGAGAUCACAUCUCAUGUGAAACAUGAAUGCUGAAGUACGUGCGACUUCCCGAAAGGUAGACUCAGAUUUGGGGAAAUCUUGGAAUGCUUCACCGGUUCCCUGCGUUAAGACAGUAGUUGUCAAGGAACCUUGUAUGGGGACCAUCAUAACAACCCCCUCCCCUCGGUUUCAUGAUUCCCCACAGCAGAGACGGUGUAUACAGUUUUAUGUAUAUAAUUUUUUUUUUCCUUUUCUCUUUCAAAGUGUUGUAAUCAAAACUUGUUUUUUUUUUUAUCACUGCUGCACCCAAGAUGCCUGUAGUAUCUGUUUGAAUUGGAUUGCCCUAUGUACUUAAGAAGGGAGUGGUGCUGAAAUCAUGAGACCAACCCUAAUGCACUUGGCCUGUUGAGAGUUAGGAUGAGGGUUAGAUCUAGUGACAAUUCUUGUUUUGAAAGUGGCUCCUUUGCAUCCCCAAUGCAGGCACGCGUGGGACUCGGAGAAGUUUUGUUACAAAGUGUAUUAAAUGAAUUUUUACAAGUUGGGAGAUGUUGGGUAUGAUUUUAAAAAAGUGCCAAUGAACAUGAAGACCAUUGCUGGCGUGUCCAGUCAUCAGACUGUUUUUUUUUUUUUUCAAAGGGUUAGGAAACUGCUCGUGUGGACAGAGGACAGAUUUGUUUCUGGGGCCAUUUUAAUAAAAUUUUCACCGUGUCUCUCAACUUGCAGAACAUAUACCUGCACUCCUUUAAAGGGGGAAAAAAAUUGUUUACCUUUGUUGGAGGUUGAGAAAAAAGUAGUUGAUUGUACAGUACCCGAUGUAGAGAUGAAGUAGAAUUGCUUUUGACGGAGCUUGCAAUUUGCAAUAUAGUAUACAAUUCACAAACUAUUAAUAUAAUUGUGGGACUUCGUAUUUUGUGGGAGUCCUGAAAAAAAUAAUGUAUUGAAGGGCUGCUAAUGUAUUUGGUCAAUCAAAUGUAUGUUAUAUUAUCAUCAUUCCUUUUUUUUUUGGAGUAGACAUGUCGGAUUGUGAUCUGUGUUUAUCAUCUGACUCGACUUUGAGGAUUCAUUCUUUGUAAUAUCCUGCAUGGCAGUUAAAAAAAAUGAUUGGCCAAAUAAAAGAGAGUGUGAGAGAGUGAGCGAUUUGAUUGGCCGGAAUACUGGCCAAUCGAACAAGUUUAA